Messenger RNA from Ceraceosorus bombacis, 1329 nucleotides. The record is from the annotation of a GenBank genome assembly. NCBI's taxonomy places the organism in Eukaryota, Fungi, Basidiomycota, Exobasidiomycetes, Ceraceosorales, Ceraceosoraceae.
AUGGCAGACACGCAGCGAAAUGCCACAGAGAGCGCAGCGUCCGAUUCCUACGCAGGUGGCUCAACUCGGACCCCGACCAGUAAUGCAGAUGCACAGCUCAACGUGUCGGGUCUCGAACAGUCAGACUCGCAAGCGGAGGUGCGAUCACCAUGGAGAGAAGUCAGACUAUUUUUGCCUCCCGAUACCGCUGGACCUUCAAGUGAGUCCAGAGUCGCACAGCACGCGCGCCGCUGCUAGUCCUUGUGCCGUAUGCGGGCCGGGCCUCUUGUUCGCAUCGGCAGACCUCACUCCGCCUCUGCCUCUUUGCUCCUUCACCCUAAUCUCCUCGGUCGCCUUCUCUGAAGCCGCAAGCCGAAUAGCAUCUUCGGACUCUGACCCCAAACCUACUGCCGCUGAGCUCAAAGCUGCAUUUGGAGGCGCAUUGUUAGGCCGCAAUGGACCGGACGCUCCGCUGAUGACUAAAGCGAUGAGGGAGAAGGAGGAUGUCAAGCAGGGAAGGGUCAAGAAGCAGUACACUGAUGUGAGUUUCGUGGGCGGAAAGUGUUGCGUAUGAUGUGGGCUAUGGGCAGCACAGAUGGGCAAGUCUAUGAGGACGGCGCAGCACCGAGGAUCUCUAUCUGAAUGCACUCUCGAUGCGCAAUCACCACAGGUGAGGAUACGAAUCAGAUUCCCAUCCAGACAUCAAUUGGAAGCCGUCUUCCCCAUCGAAGCCACAAUCAGCGUCGCCUACGAUUUCGUGCGCUCCCAUCUCAAUGCUCAAGCGCAGAAAGCGUCAUUCAUCUUGUACCAAACACCGCCGAAGAGGGAUUUGGGAGAAAAGGAUGUCAAGUUGAAAGGGAAAACUUUUGGGGAGAUGGGAUUUGCGCCUCAGGCAGUGCUGAUGCUGAGGUGGGAAAAGGCGGAUUGGAACAGUGAGUCGGACUAGCGGACCAUUGAUUGGAGGUGUGAAGCGCAUGCGAGAGGAUGCGCUUGUUUUGAACAGGCCUCUCUCAUGCCAUUUCCCUGACUCAUGUUUCGACGUGACCGGCGACAAUUUUCGCUCUUCGUGCAUCCAGCCUCGACAUCACAAGCAUACCUGUCCAAUGCGCUGCUGCAACAGGCAAGCCCUCUGCCUGCGCCGCAUUCCUUCGAGCAACAAGUCAACUCUCCUCAUGCAGCUCAGGCCAGUCAACAACCGACCGAAGAAAAAGCAACGGGCGAGAAAAAGAUGCCAAAGUGGCUCAAAGGAUUGCAGAGUGAGUAUGAGAGUGUGCUCACCUUCCAAAUCGCUCUCGUUGUCAGAUCCUCGAGCUGAUGCUGACUCGUGCACCAUUCUUUACAGAAAAGUGA